CAAUGUUGUAAAGAAAGAAUUGCCCCAAACCGAAAGUCCAAAGUAUGGGCUCAUUCGAAAUUGAGCCCGUUUUCGGGUAUAUACACGACACCCCAGCGCACGAUAGCCUUGCCUCCUCAUCUCUCGUUUGCCCUAAGAGCUUUAUCUUCCUUUUUCUCCCCAAAAACAACAAUAAUAAUCCCCUAAUUCACCGACGAUAUCGGAUCCAAUUUUCAGAUCCUCAAACAAUUCGUUUCGUUUUCUCUAAGAAAAAUCAAUGCUUUUCGGAUUUCAGUUGGUUCGCUAGAUCGAUACAGGAAUUCAGCUAUUUGUUUUUCUCGGAGAUCUCCAGAGUCAGGUCAGCCUUCCCAAGCAGCUAUGCGGGGAUAUGAAGGAGAUGAAUAUGAUGAUUCGUAUUUGGAUGAGUAUGAGACUGAAGGUGAAGAGGAAGAGGCUGGUGAAGAGGAAUAUGAGGAUGAAGAGCCUCAACAGCCUUCACAGGAGUUGUUAGAGUACCUGGAGCUGAGGCAACGGUUAAAAGAUGAUAUCAGGAAGCAGAGGAAGAAAGAACUAGGUGGUGGUUCUCGCGAAUUUAAAAAGAAUGCAUCAUCCAGGGAUAAUUUUGGUUCCUUCUUUGGACCUUCACAGCCUGUUAUCUCUAACAGAGUUAUCCAAGAAAGCAAGUCUCUACUGGAGAAUCCAAAUCUGGCAGCUAAAGUCAUGAAAUCUAACCAUUCGCAGAGCAAUAAGAGUGCUGGUUCAAAGCCUGCAAAACCUGCAGGAUCAAAAGCAUCCACCAGCAACCAUGCACCAAAAGUCACAAAUGGGUUAAAAAGAAAGAUCGAUAUGGUAAAAAAUACGAGGGACUAUUCGUUUCUAUUAUCUGAUGAUGCUGAACUUCCUGGUCCAUCAAGAGGUUCUUUAACUCAGAAAGUGUCUGCCCCUUAUUGUGAUGCACGGUUCGGAAAGCAGACUUCAAGUGAUAGUGGGAGAAAGCUUCUAGAUGAUCGUGAAAUGAAAAGAGACAGCCAAAGGCAACCUACAGCUGUGAUUCAAAAAUCGGUGUCUAUUAAUAAACCGACUCAACCAACGUUAGACUCUAGGAAACAGUUCGGUAGCAGUAAUGGAAGUGGGCCUGGACGGCCGCCUUUGGGGCCAAAAGGGUUGUCCCCCAAGGUUACCGGGGCACCAGGCGCCAAGAGUACUGUGCCUGCUUCCCAUAGGCCAACCCCUUCAAGAGUGCAACCCGCUGUACCAAGGCAAUCUUCGGUACAGAAUAGGCUACCACUGGAAUCUGGUAAGUCAAAAGUGAUGUCAAAACAAGGUGUGCCUGUCUCCAAACCUCAGGCGGUGAUUCAGAAACAACAAGCUUCCUUGGCUAGAUCUCAGAUAAGACCACCACCUCCUAGAAAUGUAGUACGUCCCUCGGAUGAUAGGCGCCCAGCACUACAGCAAAGAGAUGAUAGGCGCCCAGCAUUACAGCAAAGAGAUGAAAGGCGCCCAGCACUACAGCAAAGGGAUGAAAGGCGCCCAUCGCUUCAGCAAAAGGAUGACAGGCGGCCAUCCCUUCAGCAAAGGGAUGACAGGCGCCCAUCACUUCAGCAAAGGGAUGACAGGCGCCCAUCACUUCAGCAAAGGGAUGACAGGCGCCCAUCACUUCAGCAAAGGGAUGACAGGCGCCCAUCACUUCAGCAAAGGGAUGACAGGCGCCCAUCACUUCAGCAAAGGGAUGACAGGCGCCCAUCACUUCAGCAAAGGGAUGACAGGCGCCCAUCACUUCAGCAAAGGGAUGACAGGCGCCCAUCACUUCAGCAAAGGGAUGACAGGCGCCCAUCCCUUCAGCAAAGGGAUGACAGGCGCCCACUUCAGCAAAGGGAUGACAGGCGCCCAUCCCUUCAGCAAAGGGAUGACAGGCGCCCACUUCAGCAAAGGGAUGACAGGCGCCCAUCCCUUCAGCAAAGGGAUGACAGGCGCCCACUUCAGCAAAGGGAUGACAGGCGCCCAUCCCUUCAGCAAAGGGAUGACAGGCGCCCACUUCAGCAAAGGGAUGACAGGCGCCCAUCCCUUCAGCAAAGGGAUGACAGGCGCCCACUUCAGCAAAGGGAUGACAGGCGCCCAUCCCUUCAGCAAAGGGAUGACAGGCGCCCACUUCAGCAAAGGGAUGACAGGCGCCCAUCCCUUCAGCAAAGGGAUGACAGGCGCCCACUUCAGCAAAGGGAUGACAGGCGCCCACUUCAGCAAAGGGAUGACAGGCGCCCACUUCAGCAAAGGGAUGACAGGCGCCCACUUCAGCAAAGGGAUGACAGGCGCCCACUUCAGCAAAGGGAUGACAGCCCAUCACUUCAGCAAAGGGAUGACAGGCGCCCAUCCCUUCAGCAAAGGGAUGACAGGCGCCCACUUCAGCAAAGGGAUGACAGGCGCCCAGCACUUCAGCAAAGAGAUGACAGGCGCCCAGCACUUCAGCGAAAAGAAGAGAGGCGCCCAGUACAUCAGCAAAAAGAUGAUAGGCGCCCAGCAAGAAAACCAACGAGAUAUGAUGAAGAAGAUGAUGGAGGACAAGCCAUUAGUAUGAUUAGGGAGAUGUUUGGGUAUAAUCCAAAUAGGUACCGUGAUGACGACGAUGAUAGUGAUAUGGAGGCUAAUUUCGAUGAAAUUUUGAAGGAAGAAAGGCGGAGUGCGAAAAUAGCAAGGGAAGAGGAUGAAGAAGAACUCCGGAAGAUAGAAGAAGAAGAAAGGCGGGAGCGAUUGAGAAAACAAAAGAAGCGCAAGUUGAGCCAUCAAUGACAAAGAUAAAUUGUCUUUUACUUUGUCGAUGGGCACCUUUAGAAGGGUGUUGUAGCAUGGUUUUUUUUCUCUCUCUUGCUGGUUAUAGGGCAGGAUAAUGAUAUGGGUUGAGGUGGAAUUGUACAGUCUCCCCCCUAAGUUUUGAAUAGAUGUUGUAACUAUUGGUUUAUUUGUUGGGGCAUAAUUGUUCAAUUAGUUUAUAAGAAGAUUUUUUUCUUAUA
Molecule: messenger RNA, 2984 nt
Organism: Solanum tuberosum (potato)
Lineage: Eukaryota; Viridiplantae; Streptophyta; Magnoliopsida; Solanales; Solanaceae
Product: eukaryotic translation initiation factor 3 subunit A
Exons: 10
Coding region: 358-2763 (801 amino acids)
Biological process (GO): transcription by RNA polymerase I; nucleosome assembly
Cellular component (GO): nucleolus
Molecular function (GO): DNA binding; histone binding
Source: RefSeq, a predicted model, not a curated record